Molecule: messenger RNA, 2842 nt
Organism: Perca fluviatilis (European perch)
Lineage: Eukaryota; Metazoa; Chordata; Actinopteri; Perciformes; Percidae
Gene: zpax1
Product: zona pellucida protein AX 1
Exons: 20
Coding region: 131-2824 (897 amino acids)
Source: RefSeq, a predicted model, not a curated record
CCUCAGCAAAGCACUCAGCCGUUCACUUCAGAGUUGGUUCGUUUGAGGUGGGGUGCUGCAGUUUCAGUGCCAAUCUCUGAUAGUGAUCGGAUUCCUGUAGUGUUUUGUUUGGCUGUACUCUGACUGCAACAUGGGGCUGCUUGAUAACAUUUUGUUAUGGAACAUGAUGGCUGUGUUAAUCCUCCUGGGUCAAGCAAUGCCAAAUGUGAAGCUCAAUUCGCAGUCAAGCAGUGGUUUAAGGUCUGAAUGUGUGGGUAAUCUAAUGAGGCUGUCGUUAGACAAGGCUCUAGCAGUGGGUAAUCAGCUCGAGGUGGAGGCCAUCAAUUGCACCCAGCACAUUUUGAUAACCCCCAGCUUGGCUGCUCAGUGUGGAUACAGCAUGGAGUCUGACCCUUGGGGUAACACCAGAAUCUACACGUCUCUGUUGGGCUGCUAUGUGAACAACGAAGAAGAUACGUUUAAUGUUGGCUUGAGACUCCGAAUGUACAGCAAGAGUCAAUCGACUGUGAUUAGUCAUAAUGUGAUGCAGACUUGCAGCUACACUCAGUGGGCCUCCAGAGAGAUUCUCUGCGAUAGGAACUAUAUGGAGGUGUCAAACCACUUGGCUACACCUAAUGUUAAGGGUCGGACUCAGGAUGUUAAAGGCCACUCCAAGAUCAGCACCAUUCCUGAUGCCUCGGAAGCACUUGGUAUCUGGAAGGUAACGUUUAACACCCCACAGCCAGUGAAGAUGUUCCUGAGGGAGGCUGAACAAGCUGGCUACGGUGCCAUGGCUACCUCAACCCGUCUGGUUAUGCGAAGCCCGUACAAUACAGCGGGGACUUAUUCUGAGGAUGUGGCUGGAGUCCCCAUGCAAGUUUUCAAGGUCAGCGCUUACAAGGCAAAACUGGGUCAGAGCAUGGUGAACCUGGCAGCUGCUUGUCCCACAGGUGGCGUCCUCUUUACAAACGAUGUAAUCUCUUGGCACGUACCUCGCCGUGUGACCCCUUUGGUAGAUGUCAAGUUUAAAAUCCUAGAAAUGUACAUGGGCAUCAACGGGCAGAGGCUGGAUAAAUCUCAGAUGGCAGCACGGGGGUACACACUAUACACCACAGACUUGCACAUUGUCAUUGAGAUCCCAGUGGGCUCGCCUGACGGUUACUACAAGAGCCAUGCCCCAGAUUACCAGUACCACGUCACCUACAUCGUGGAGCCCAUGCUUGAGGUACUGUGGAGGACUAACUCUAAAGAUGAUACUAGAUACAAGGUUUUGUUCCCUAUUACCACCCCUCUAAUGCCUCGACUUCCCCACGUCCAAGACAGUAAGUCCCAUUUUCUGGUGGACUAUAGAAAAUCAGGCUUGUGGAGAAGGUUACAAACCUGCUUUCUAUUUCUCAGCUACUGUUUUUCCCUUCAAAGAGACCAGAGUUAUUCUUUACUGGUGCCAUUUGGUGAUGAUGUUGUCCUGAAACAUAAUCCUGAACGCUUGGUUACAGUCUAUUCGCUCCACCUAAUCUUUGGGUUAAUCAUACUGCCUGAAGAAAUUCCAUUUGCCCACCCAGUGGAGUUGCAGGCAUCUCUGCAGGAUGUUGUGCUACCUAUUAUUUCUGGUACCUGUGACCAGAACAUGUUUUACAUCCACGUGAAAUACGGGAGUCAAGGCACCAAUUUCCAGGCCAUGGUUGGACCUCGACCGCUGACACCUGAGGUUGCCGAGGAAUACGGUUUCCAAGAAAACGGCACCCACCUCAGCCUCAUACUGCCAUACGCUGCCAAGGACACCGCGUUCGAGCUGUUUACCUCAGGCUCAGUCAGAGCCAGAGUUGACCUGCUUCUGUUGGAUAUUAUCAACAACUGGGUGCUUGCUGAUUACUUUCUGGCCUGUGACUUCCCCCUAACAACAACUGCGUGCUUCCCCAAUGGAACAAUGAACGCUUUGGCAGUAAAGGUGGAGUCGGUGCCCAAUCUCGUGCCAAGCCAGCUUACUCUAAAGGACAAGUCCUGCAAACCAGUGUUCAGUGACUUUCGCUUAGCAUAUUUCUCUUUCAGUGUUGAUUCCUGUGGGACCACUAGAAGAUUCUUUGACCACUACAUGGUGUAUGAAAAUGAGAUUACCCUGUCCUACAACGAAGGAGUAGCCUACGCAUCACCAAUUGAUCCUGAGUACAGGCAAACCAUUUCCUGCUACUAUGUGAUCAAUGCAACUCGGAUUGUUGCAUUCAGCUCUACACAUAGAAGCUUUGACCCCACAGCAGAGAUCGGCUUAGGGCAGCUAAUAGUGCACAUGAGGCUAUCCCAAGAUUCAUCAUAUCAUCAGUUCUACCAAGCAGAAGACUAUCCAGUAGAGAAAUAUCUGAGGCAGCCUCUGUAUUUUGAUGUAGAACUGAUGGAGUCUACUGACCCACAAUUGGAGCUCAUCCUGGAAAACUGUUGGGCCACCCUUCACAAUAACCGGACAUCUCUGCCAAGCUGGGACAUCAUUGUGGACAGCUGUGAGAAUGGUGAUGACAGCUAUGCAACAAUUUUCCAUCCUGUUGUGAAUGACUCCAAAGUUUUGGUCCCAUCCCACAUCAAACGCUUCUCUGUGAAGAUGUUCACCUUCACUAAAGAUGAAGAGGUUCUGAAAGACGAGAUUUAUGUCCACUGUGAUGCAGUGAUUUGUGACACAAAUAGCCAAGCGGAUGGUUCCUGCAGAGGCCAGUGUGUGCAUCCUACUGGCCUGGGUAAUGCUAAACAUCAAGGAAGAAAAAGACUGAAAAGGGAGCGAAGUACAGACACCACCCACCAAAGGCAGAUCUCCUCUGGACCGAUUGUUCUUCAAAACACUCAGUCAAACCUCAAAUAAAAACAGAAGUUUCUUAAA